UCUCUUCAUCAGGGAUUUCAAUAAUCCCAAGUGACCCAGCAGAAGCAUUUAGUUUAUUUGGUGUUGACGCCAAUGACAUCAAUGGUACUGGAGAUGGAGAACGAGAUGGUAUUAAAAAUGGCGACGAUAUUCGCGGUGUUGGAAUUGAGUUUGGUGUUGGUAUAAAAUUUCGAGGCUGA
Molecule: messenger RNA, 179 nt
Organism: Ambispora gerdemannii
Lineage: Eukaryota; Fungi; Glomeromycota; Glomeromycetes; Archaeosporales; Ambisporaceae
Source: the annotation of a GenBank genome assembly